AAAGUUCAACAGAUAGGCGAAAGAGGGGAGGGCACGUUGUGUCGCGUUCGUGGCGUGGACUGUCGAGACCAGUCGAGACUGUGGAGAACGGUCGCGGGUCGAGAGGAACGGAGCAUGGAGCAGCACCCGGACCCGAGUGUACAUGUAUACAACACGAAAAUGAGUCUACCGACUUGCGACUGGCAGACAAGCAAGCAGAAACUGUCCGAGCGUGGCCAACAUCUGCUUGAGACUGGACAAUGGUCCGACUGCAACUUUAUUGUUGGCCAGGAACCCCAACAACAGACUCUCAAGGGUCACAAACUCUUCCUGGCCAUGUCCAGUCCAGUCUUCGAAGCUAUGUUCUUUGGUGGUAUGGCAGAGAAAAACGAUCCAAUACCGAUAAGGGAUGUUCAACCGGAGGCGUUCAAAGCCUUGCUCGAAUACAUAUACACAGAUAAAGUUGAGCUAGGUUCCUUUGAAUUGGCCUGUGAGUUGUGUUAUUGCGCCAAAAAGUACAUGCUGCCAUCCUUAGUAGAGGAAUGCACAAAGUAUCUGUGGUGCGAUCUCUCUCCAAAGAAAGCUUGCAGAGCGUACGAGUUUGCCAAGCUUUUUGAAGAGCCCGUAUUAAUGGAGAAAUGUCUGCAGAUCAUACGCACCAAGACGGACGAAGUAUUGAAGGAAUCCAGCUGGGAAGAUGUAGAGUUGGGGACGCUUAUCAAAGUCUUGGAGCAAGACGAUUUGCAAAUCAGUUCUGAGAUUGAGUUAUUUACCGCAGUGGAACGAUGGGCUAAGGCUGAGUGCUCUAGAAAAUCUCUCGAUCCUACCAAUGGGAAAUCUCUCAAGUCCGUCAUUGGAAAUGCCCUUUUAAAGAUAAGGUUUCUGAGCUUAACGCCACAAGAAUUUGCCGAAGGCCCUGGCAUGUCUCCUUUACUCACAAAAGAUGAAGCUUUUGCCAUACUAAUGAACAUCCUAUGUACUGGCAACAAAACCCCUAUGCCCGAAGGUUUCUGUACUACGUCGAAUAGCAGACCAAAACCAGUCAAGACUCAUUCCACCAGUCUUGGACACUCCAGUAUAGGAGUCCCUGUAAGCAAUAUAAUGACUUCGAGACAUAUUUUUGCUCCCUACAAUAAUCUAAAUAUCCCUGUACGUUCUGGCUUUUUAAACGACGGGGAAUCCAGCAGCAGUAUGUUGCGGAACACGUCGCCGAUAUUGGUGGAUGCAAGUAUAAACAAGGACUCUGGAAACUUGCCCAAUACCCCUUCCACCACGGGAGUAGUCGUACGCGAGGGACCAAAGUAUUAUUGCCUCAGAUCGGUAGUUCAGCAAACGGAUUGCUUGAAUACAAACGUAUUGGAUUGUUCUGUUACAUUCAGUGUAGAUAAAAAUAUUUGUGUGGUGGGUGUACAGGUUCCUACGCAAGUCGCGGCGGCGAGUAAUUUUACUCACGCUAUAGACGCUGAUACCUCAUAUACCGAAAUUUUGUACGCUCAUCUCCUCGAUUGCGACGGUACGCGAUUGACAUAUACACAUUUCACCACUAAAGCGAAUUUUGGUACUCUCGUCGAAAUUACUUUCAAUCGACCAGUUUACAUUCAAAAGCACAAGAUUUAUCGAGUUGGCGUGGUAUUUAAUAAAGCUGGAUGGUAUCCGGUAGGAGUAUGCGCCCAAAACAUGUCCUGUGAUUCUGUGUUCUUCUCGUUCGGCGUGGGUAAUACUGCACAUGCGAUUCGUGACGGUCUUAUACGAUCUAUAGUUUUCACAUAUCAUUAACGCAAUAAAUCAGAUAACGAUUAAAAAAAUUAUGUUUAUAUUUUUAAUUUGUAACGAGACAAAUCUAUUCUUAUGUUGUACAGUAUAUAUAUAUAUUUUUUUAAGGUUCGUCUUUUCAUCACAAAUUUUGAAACUUGGAAAAAAUUGUAUCAAUAUAUUUGCAUCGAUUCUCUAAUAAUCUAAUUAUAAAGCUAUAAAUUACUUUCGUUAAUCUGUACUUUAAUCUGUACAGUCAGUUAAUAUCACUGAUUAUAUUGAUAUUAUUG
Molecule: messenger RNA, 2021 nt
Organism: Monomorium pharaonis (pharaoh ant)
Lineage: Eukaryota; Metazoa; Arthropoda; Insecta; Hymenoptera; Formicidae
Product: BTB/POZ domain-containing protein 1
Exons: 5
Coding region: 115-1755 (546 amino acids)
Biological process (GO): neurogenesis
Cellular component (GO): P-body; cytosol
Molecular function (GO): protein binding
Source: RefSeq, a predicted model, not a curated record